Molecule: messenger RNA, 4228 nt
Organism: Schistocerca piceifrons (Central American locust)
Lineage: Eukaryota; Metazoa; Arthropoda; Insecta; Orthoptera; Acrididae
Gene: Lrch
Product: leucine-rich repeat and calponin homology domain-containing protein
Exons: 14
Coding region: 300-2183 (627 amino acids)
Molecular function (GO): protein binding
Source: RefSeq, a predicted model, not a curated record
GUCUACCUUGGAUCACGUCUUACUUCUUUUUAACCUGCCGGUAUUCAAAUUUGUCCAAGAAUAGAUUCAGCGAGCUGCCAGUGGAAGUCACCGAGUAUUAUUCCUUAGAAAAGCUCAUUCUUUACCAUAACGCCAUCAAAUCUAUUCCGGAUUCGGUUGUAUAUCUACAGUCGCUGUUGUACAUUGACUUGAGCCGCAACCAGUUGAGCGUGCUACCGAGCUCACUGUGCCAGCUGCCGCUGGAAGUGCUGCUGGUGGCAAAUAACAAGCUGGUGUCUCUGCCCGAGGAGCUGGGUCGCAUGAAGACACUGGCUGCGCUUGAUGUCAGCUGCAAUGAAAUUUCGCACCUGCCCCAACAGAUUGGGGAGCUGCCCGCACUGCGUUCCCUCAACCUGCGCCGCAACAAGCUAGUCGACCUGCCACUCAGUUUGACAAAUCUCAAUCUGGAACGAUUAAAUUUAAGUGAAAACAGAAUCUCAACAUUACCAGCAGAGCUUCGCUUCAUGACAACAUUAGUUGAAUUGAUUCUUACCCAUAACCCUUUGAUUUCACCACCUGCAUAUUUGUGUACGAGGGGCCGUGUACAUGUAUUUAAGUACCUAGAGAAUCAAGCGUACAAAGGUGAUAAGAGAAAGGGCCUGCUGACUGACGAUAUCAGGAAGUUGCAGCAAAAAGUUGGCCACUUGUCAGAUUCUCGCCUCUCAAAUGGAUUUUCUGAUUUAAGGCAACGCCGUUAUAAUGUAGAUAGUGGCUACAGCACAAGUGAUGGAGGAUCUGAUAAACGAUGGUCCCAGGAAAUAAUUGUUGAGGAGGAGUGUGAUAAAAGUAAAGGCCUGUGGUCUCGCGCAGAUAGUCUUCCAAUACCUGUAAAACGCCGUGAUACCAAUGGUAGCUGUAGUGGUACAUCCACGCCUUCUACCAUCAGCCCAGGUGAUAACAUCAAUCUUGAGGAGGAAUUCAGCAAGAAUGUUUCUGUCUGUGAUGAAUUAGAAAGGAGAAAGACAGACAAAGUUCAGAGUGAUAAAGAAGAGGGCAAAAAUCUUGCUAAAGAUGGUGUAAAACCAAUGACUGGGAGUGGCACUAACAAAAUGGUGACAAAUGGUCCUGCCCAGUCGCCAUCCACAGAUGUCGUUGUCAACGGUAGUGGUGCAGUUGAAGACAAGCGGCCAUUGGAUCACAUACAGACAUACAGGGAAUACAAGGAAGCCCUCAGGCAACAGCGAGCUCUGGAUGGGCUGACUGUGUAUCGACCACGUGUUCCUGGAGAAGGUGGGCUGCAGCCAUUAAACAACAUGAAUCAGGAGGAAGAUCAUACAAAGAAUGAAGGGAACUUGCCAAAUAAUAAAACAGAAAGCCUGAAGAACCAAGACAGCUCCGUUAAUAAGCGGCCAGUUCAGAAGGUUCCACCAUCCAGGAAUGGAGCAACAGUGACAUUUCAGGAUAAUCGUAUUGGGCAGGGAGGAACUGUGUUAAAUGGUACCUGGAGUGAUUAUGGAGGAAAAAGUGUUGUGCAAGAUACACAGGACACUUAUUACAUAAAACCAAACUCUCCCAUCAAGACUUCAACCAGUAUCACCCAAGUUCCUUCUUCAGCAUCACCAGGCAGUCCUAGGUUGGUUACUACAUCUUUAGGGUAUGUUGGCAACAUAGUUCCUGUUUCUACGAACCAUCAUAACAGAUCAGCACCAACAGGAAAUGGCAGUGGAAGCCCCAGGUCACCAAAAAUAGGUACAAGUCGGACAGUCCCGUGGAACAGGGAUGUGGCACCAGAGAAACUCAGUUUUACUAUGAGGCGGGAAUUUGACAAGGCUCGUGAAGAGGCAGAACUCAUUGACCAGCUGAGGAGUCAUAUCGAGACGAGACUUAAAAUGUCACUUCCAGAAGACAUGGCUUCUGCACUGUCAGAUGGUGUGGUGCUGUGUCAUUUAGCAAACCAUGUCAGGCCCCGAUCUGUUGCCAGUAUUCAUGUGCCUUCUCCUGCUGUGCCGAAGCUGACAAUGGCAAGAUGUAGGAGAAAUGUGGAUAAUUUCUUGGAAGCUUGUCGCCGAAUUGGUGUUGAUGAGCCACUUAUUUGCUGUGCAUCAGAUGUACUUGAGGGCAGAGGUUUGGUGCAAGUUGCUAUUACAGUAUCAGAACUCCUCAGGUUUCAUCAGCCUCGGUCACCAGCACACACAGCACCUUGAAUUGUUGGGAGCACAGGUUAGGUGAAGAAAGAGUGUUUUACAUACUUCUUCCGAGGAUUUAUGCUGUGGCAGUACAGGGACCUAUCAAGUGAAUGUGAGAUACCAAGUCACAUCUACUACUUAUUACAAAGACAAUGUGCCAAAGAAUUUUUUGUCAUGGUACUAGCUGUACAGGAUGUGUUAUUUAUAUGUUGUAAUUGUGUGAUUUUAUAAAAUAAUAUAUUGCCAUAAAUAAUUUUUAAAAUGAUGCUAUUAUUUUAAUAUGCAAAUGCAUGCAGUUUCCUAGUUUGGCUUAAUAGGGAAAUAAUGCUACAUUUUGAGCUUGAGUUAAAUUGUCAUUUUGUGAUGUAGCUACCAUUAUUAAAUAAUGACACUGAGGAUUUUACUAAAACGUUCUUCAGCAUCAAAACAGUUGAUGAUAUGCUUUUGUAUUUGGAGAUAAUAGACAGUUUCCUACUGAAUUGUCUGACACAGGCCAUAAUGAUCAAAUGGCCUAUGGCACUUCCUAUAAUCAACAGAACAGUCAUAAUUAAUUUGAUGAUCCUGCUGCACUUCCUGUAUGAUAUGAGGCAAAAAUAAAAAUAUGAUAUUUUCGUAUGAACUUAUUAAGGAUUUAGGAGUAUGCCAGUUUUCAUUGAAUGCAUUAUUUUUCAUCUUUCUAAAAGUAGUUAUGUACUGUAGGUACUCAAGCUUAUUGUGGAAGAACUGCUUCCCAUUUGCUUCUACAGCAAGGAGAUGUUAUACAUCCAUUUCCUGGUCAGUUUCUUUAGUGGAGUCAUGAUGUUGAAGCUUCAUUUUAUGGGUGUUACCUUUAGGCUUCCAUUUUAAAAAUACACUUUGUAUUCAUGUGUAGUUGCACAGUAAUGUGUGCAACACUGAAGUUUGCAGUUUUGUGGGUGAAUAUUUGGCUUAUGAUAUUAUAAACCAUGAGUUCAUCUAAAUCCAUAAUUAUAUGCAGUCAUCAAUAUCAGUAUGUUCUUCAUCCAUGAUUUUAGUCACUUAGGUUCAGUUAAUAUAACUAUUUGAAUGUGACAUAUGGAACAAGCACUUAAUACUGGAUUGUCUGUCAUCAGAUAACUGGAGUUUAAUAUUUUGGCUAAAAUUGAUGCUAUGAAAAUUAAUGAUUUUUAUGUAAUGCUCAAAUUCACUAUUAUUUUACAGUUUGUUAUUACAUUAAAAUAGUAUAGAUAGGUAGUUGUCAACAAAAGGUAACAGCUAUUCACUAUCUUAAACGAAAUAUUUUAUCAAGAAAAUUUUUUGCUGAGGAAACUAGAAGUGUAUGCUAGCAUAGUAGUAAUAUGAUAUAAUUCGUAAAGGCAUGCUCCAGAACUACAAGACUGCAAGCAAAAAUAGGCUAGUUUUUUUUACAGCACUUCCAAGAAUAUGUAAUUUAUAUGGACUUAAAACUGACAUCAGUUAAUAACACAUGUAGUAACCUUCUAUGACUGUUUGCUGUAGCAAAAGAAAUUAUUUUCAUAUUGUAAGGGAGUGUAUUUCAUCUCACUGUUUAUAAUUUCAGUUAUCAUUAUAUUUGUCACCAUUGUAAGUGAACAUUAUGGUGUUUGUAUAAUGCAUGUAAUGAACACACCAUCUUGGAAUAAUUGAUCUCUUUGUAUAAUGAGGACCCUUGUCCAGAUCCAUGUUACCUGAACUAACUUCCUUUCCCUCAUUUUUUUUCAUAUUAUUUGUUACUGUACAGCUCAAUUACAUUAUUUCAGCAUUUGCCAAUUGUAAUUUUAACAGUGUAGAAAACUUUUAAUAAGAGAAUGUAUCAUUUUGCAUGUAAAUGUAUAAAGUAUAAGCUAUGCUAUGGGCUGUGAAUUUGGUUGUACAUUUCGUGCAAAAUAAGGAUAACGGAGACACAUAAGUGUUCUUGUACAUCACUUUUAGCUGGUUAAUGUUUGUUGUUACCAGUAAACUUAAGACUGACUUCAGACAGUUGUAUUUGGAUCGAUGAAUUUGUCAGAUGUCAACUUUUUAAGUUAUGACAACAAUGUUUAAAAUUAGAAUUUCCACCAAUUUGAAUAAAGCAGUUUUACAAAACA